AUGUCGUCUCAUGUGCUCCGUUCUAAAUCUGCGCCUACCACAAAACCACUUUCGGCGCAUUUUAUUCCCAAAAAUGUCUCAUUCUCUUCUCUCGAGGCGAACCAACCUUCCAGACAUAUUCAAGGUCCGAAAGUGGAGUCAAAUAUGUUCGACGAAUCGGAGGAACUAUAUCGAUCACCUAUAGAGUCACCACUCACACAACGAGUCGAAGCAUUCAACCUUUCAGGGGGAUUCUUUCCGUCUCAAGCUCACGAGUACGAAUGGGCCUCUUCCAGCAACAUUUCACAUGGAGAAGAGAACCCAGGAGCACUGAGCCAUAGUCCUCACUCAGCUUACAGCUCCUUACCAGCAACUCCUGGAGCCAACUUGAUUCACCGCCCAUUACCGGACGAACUGGACCUUAUGGCCACUGAAACUAUUCGAUCCGAAGACAAAAUGGGAGUUCUUAAGCUUACCGCUCGUGGUUUAUCUUCUUUACUAUUGGGUACCAGUGACGACAAGCCAUCACGGGAGUUUACCUCUCACACAGAACCCUUGAGCGAAGAUUCAUUAUAUUCUUCUAUCCGUGCACGAAGACUGGAAGCAACCACCCCUCAAGAGGAACAAGCUCAUUUCGGAGAGCUCUUUUUCGGUCCACAGCCAGGCCUCAAAAUGAAGCUUGAUGCGACGGAUCUAAGAUACAUCACCAAUGAGGAGUUCCGAGUUUUAACAGCGGUAGAAAUGGGAUCCAAAAAUCACGAAGUUGUUCCAUCGUCUUUAGUAGCUCAGAUCUCGGGGCUAAGAAAUGGUGGUAUAAAUAAACUAUUGGGACAGCUAGCGCAGAGGAAUCUCAUUGCGCGAGUCCAAAACACAAAGUACGAUGGAUAUCGGCUAACUUAUGGAGGGUACGAUUAUCUUGCCUUGCGGGCGUUCUCCAAAAGGGACACCAUUCAUGCGGUGGGCAAUCAGAUUGGAUUCGGGGCGGCUAGAGCACCCACUAAAUCCCGCUUAGACAUAUACGUCGCUUCAGAUACCGAUGGAGAACAAAUGGUACUAAAGAUCCAUAGAUUGGGGCGUGUGUCAUUUCGUGCAGUCAAGGAGAAACGUGACUACAUGGGUAAGCGUAAAUCCGCGAGCUGGAUGUACCUCAGCCGGCUAGGUGCGAAGAAAGAAUGGGAGUUUAUGAAGGUGUUACACGAGAAUGGCUUCCCUAUCCCAAAGCCCAUCGAUUAUGCAAGACAUUGUAUACUUAUGGAACUGAUAGAUGCAUAUCCACUGCGACAGAUUGCAUCACAUCCCAACCCGGGAUCACUAUACAGUUCCCUGAUGGAUGUGAUCGUCAGGUUUGCAAAAGCUGGGCUUAUUCACGGCGAUUACAAUGAGUUUAAUAUUCUAAUCAGACGUGAGACUGGGGAGCCAGUCGUUAUUGAUUUCCCACAGAUGGUUUCGACGCGACACACUAAUGCGGAGUGGUAUUUUAACCGUGAUGUGGAGUGCAUCCGACGGUUCUUUAGGCGAAGAUUUGCAUAUGAGAGUGCUGUCUACCCUCGUUUUUCAAAAACAGUCACCGAGAGCGAGAGUGAAGAGGGAUUCCGCCUCGACGUUGUCGUUGCUGCAAGUGGUUUCAGCGGGAAAGAAAUGAAGACACUAGACGAGUAUAUGGAGUCUAGGCUAGGCGAAGAUGUCGAAAGUUCUGAGCAGGAAGGUUCUGAGCAGGAAGGUUUUGAGCAGGAAAACUCUGAACUAGAAAGCGAUGAGGAAUCUGAGCCGGAUGACGAUGGCAAUGAGUCACCUAACUUUAGGCAGGUCCGGCCAGCCGCCCAGGACCAUGUUACACGUCAAGAGCGACGGCGCAUCUUGGAUACACCACUGUCCGAUACAGGAGAGGAUCGAGAUUUAACCACAAGGUUACCCGUCGAGUCCCUGACAAUUAAAGACGAUGCCGAUGGCAAUCGGAUUCUCGGCGCGACCCAGUCUAAGACUUUGGGUGGCUCCAGGACCUUUGUGGGUGGCGAUGGUUCGGAGGGUGAUGUGCCACAGGUUGUGCCUAAAAAGCCUACAUCCGUUGUACGAAGCCUUGUUUCGUCAACGCUCGAGAAGGAGCGCCGCCAAAAUUCCAAGCACCAUAACAAACGGGGUACUGCAAAAGUCGGGAGAGCCAAGGGACAUAAAGGGAAACAGAAUCUCCGAGUCAGGGCGGACAGUUUGGGUGUUUGGGAUUAG
Molecule: messenger RNA, 2202 nt
Organism: Rhizoctonia solani
Lineage: Eukaryota; Fungi; Basidiomycota; Agaricomycetes; Cantharellales; Ceratobasidiaceae
Product: atypical/RIO/RIO1 protein kinase
Exons: 12
Coding region: 1-2202 (733 amino acids)
Biological process (GO): protein phosphorylation; maturation of SSU-rRNA
Cellular component (GO): nucleus; preribosome, small subunit precursor; cytosol
Molecular function (GO): ATP binding; protein serine/threonine kinase activity
Source: RefSeq, a predicted model, not a curated record